This is a messenger RNA of Sesamum indicum (sesame), 1516 nucleotides long. It is a transcript of the gene WRKY22, whose product is annotated as WRKY family transcription factor. Gene Ontology annotation, molecular function: DNA-binding transcription factor activity; transcription cis-regulatory region binding. Gene Ontology annotation, cellular component: nucleus. Gene Ontology annotation, biological process: regulation of DNA-templated transcription. The record is from RefSeq and is a predicted model, not a curated record. NCBI's taxonomy places the organism in Eukaryota, Viridiplantae, Streptophyta, Magnoliopsida, Lamiales, Pedaliaceae.
AUAGUGCCACCACUACCCUCCAAAAUUCCCUUCUCUCUCUAGACUCUUUUUUCUUUUAGACAGAGAAAGAAACCCCAAACCCAAACCCAAACCUAUUCUCAUUCACUCACUCUCUCUAUAAAUAAAAUUUGCUUUCUUUUCCACCCACUCAUUUACUCAAACCCCUUCACUCUUUUUUCUCUCCUCUCUCAUCUCCAAAAGUCAGCGCCUCCUCCUUUUGUCUCUUCACGGCGGAACCACAGAAGCAGAGAGGACAAAGAAAGCAUUAAAAUGGAGGAUGAUUGGGAUCUCCACGCGGUGGUCAGAGGCUGCACCGCUAUAACAACCGCCUCUUCCUCCUCCUCCGCCGCGGUCGUGCCCGCCUCAGUUUUCAGUAGUUUCCAGCAAGAUAGCCAGUUUUGUGGUCAAGAUCUGUUUGAGCCCAGAAGAGAGAGCUUGGUUCAAGAACUGCAUGAUCUCUACAAGCCCUUCUUCCCUAAAUCCCAGGACUCUUUGCAAACGGUUGUUUCUCCACCAAUUUCCCGACACUCUGUUUUGCAAGAUCUGCCAGCAGCUGAGCAACAACAGCGGCAGCAGCAGCAGCAAAUAAUAUUGAAACAAUCGCCUCAGCAAUCACACCUCCGCCAUAAACAACAGCUCUUUUCUGUUUCUAAUGCCCCAAAAAGUACUACUGCUUCACAUAAUCCCUCUCCAAGGUCCAAAAGAAGGAAGAACCAUAUGAAGAGGGUUUGCCAUGUAGCUGCUGAGAAUAUAUCUUCGGACAUGUGGUCUUGGAGAAAAUAUGGGCAAAAACCCAUCAAAGGAUCCCCAUAUCCGAGGGGUUAUUACAGAUGCAGCACCUCCAAAGGCUGUAUGGCGAGAAAACAAGUGGAACGGAACAGAUCCGACCCGGGAAUGUUUAUAGUCACUUACACCGCGGAGCACAACCACCCCAUGCCUACUCAUCGGAACUCACUCGCCGGCAGCACCCGCCAGAAGCCCGCCGAGGCUCCCAGCAAGCCCACUUGCUCGUCGGAACUCUCGCCGGCGGCGAGCCUCUCCCCUGUGCCGGAAAAGCUGGAGAGCAGCCCGGAGCAGUUGGCCGAAGCUGAGGAAGAGGACGAUGAUUUUAGCGUUUCAAACAUGGCGUUGGACGACGAUUUCUUUGCGGGCUUGGAGGAUUUUACCGGCCCAGAGGACGGCGGUGAGUGCAUGUCGGGUCACUUUGCGGCGAACGUGCAGUUGUCUUGGCUUUCGAAUAGCGCAACAACCAUCGCCGGGGGCGGUUGACUUUUUAUUGGGGGCCAAAGAAGUGCAUGAAUGAAUAUAUGCUUUUCUUCUUACUCACUUUUCUCUGGUUUUGUAGGAGCAAGACAACUUUUUGUCCGAUAAGAUUGUAAAAAGAAUCUUGAAAUCACAAAUGUUUUUUUUUUUUUUCCUUUUUAUUAUUUUCUUUUGGGGUAUGUGUAAAUUAUUAUAAUUAAAUGGCUGAAUCAUAAAGAACCUUGUAGAAGGAAAAGGGUUCAUCAUUCCGUUU